AUGCAACCAAGCCAAAUGAAUGAAAAACAAAUUUCAAAAAUAAGUCUUUUACUUUUAAUUAAUGAAAUAAUUAAUUUGAAUAUAAAAUUAGUAAAAGACAAUAUAUUAGAUAUUGAAAGUAUAGAUAAUGAUGGAAAUAAUUAUUUGAAUGAUAAUUUACAUGACCAAAUAAAACAUACUUCUGAAGAAAAUAACCAAUUUAAUAAUAAUGAGAUCAUAAAAAAUGCACAAAAUUAUAAUAACAAAAAUGAUAAUAGUAGGAAGUAUAAGAACAAUUGGAAAUGGGUAGACGACGACAACAAUUAUAUAAAUGUGUUGUCAAAAAGAUUAAAAGAUAUGGGUAAAAGUAUAGGAUUAAAACUUAUUGAAAGGAUAUUAAUAUAUAAAAAUAACUUAAUUGAUAUUAAAGAUAUUAUAAAAAUUAUAGGGAAAGAUAUGUGGUUUAUUAUUUUUAAUAAAAAUAUUGAUAAAUUACAAACUUAUAAAAAAAAUGUAUAUAUAAUAAUUGAUAACGAUAUAAGCGUUUAUUUAAAACACACUUUGAUUGAUAACAAAACAAAUCAAAAAAAUAAUUUUAUUCAUGCUUUUAUUAUUCUAAUAAUUGGAAUAAUUAAAGGUGUUUUAAUCCGAUUUAAAAUUAAUGCGUAUGUUACUUACAAUUUAAACUACCCUACAUGUUCUUUUCAAAUAACCAUACUUGAUGGGUAA
Plasmodium berghei ANKA is the source of this 708-nucleotide messenger RNA. Its product is annotated as trafficking protein particle complex subunit 6A, putative. The transcript is spliced from 2 exons. Gene Ontology annotation, biological process: endoplasmic reticulum to Golgi vesicle-mediated transport; regulation of GTPase activity. NCBI's taxonomy places the organism in Eukaryota, Apicomplexa, Aconoidasida, Haemosporida, Plasmodiidae. Bases 1 to 708 code for a protein of 235 amino acids. Gene Ontology annotation, cellular component: trans-Golgi network; TRAPP complex; cis-Golgi network. The record is from RefSeq and is a predicted model, not a curated record.